Molecule: messenger RNA, 4898 nt
Organism: Micropterus salmoides (largemouth bass)
Lineage: Eukaryota; Metazoa; Chordata; Actinopteri; Centrarchiformes; Centrarchidae
Product: myosin-16
Exons: 23
Coding region: 16-3423 (1135 amino acids)
Cellular component (GO): myosin complex
Source: RefSeq, a predicted model, not a curated record
ACACAGCAGGCAGGGAUGAGGGAGAGAGAGGAGCUGAGGAGAGCCAUAGAGCAGAGUGACCGACUCCUUUCCAAGGUCCGCGAGCUAGAGGAGCAGAACACCCAGCUUAACAAGGAAAAGAAUGAGGUGGCCACUAAAUACCGAGCUGAGCAGGAGACUGCCCAGGCGUCUGAGCAGCACUGUGUCCAGCUGGAGAAGGCCCGGCGUGAGCUGGAGCGGCAGCUGUCAGGCCUCUCAGACCGUCUGGAGGAGGAGGAAGCCUGCUCAGCCCAGCUCGCCCUUCACAGGGACAGACUGGAGGCCAAUUGCAGCAGCCUCAGAAGAGACCUGGAUGAACUGGAGAGUGCCCUGACUGUGGCUGAGCAGGAUAAACAGUCAUCAGACAGUGAGGUUAGGAGGCUGUCAGAACAGCUUUUUCAGAAGGAGGAGGCGCUGCAGAAGCUCCAGAAAGAGAAAGAUCAUCUGGUGGAGCUCAGCCAGCAAGCCAUUGAAGACCUGCAGAGCGAAGAGGAGAAGGUGAACCUGCUGACCAAAGAGAAAACCAAGCUACAGAUGCAAGCUGAAGAUUUGGAGUACCGGCUGGAGCAGGAGUGUCGCCAGCGUUGUGAACUGGAGAAGAGCAGGAGGAAGCUGGAGGGUGAUAGCAGAUCCACACAUGAGAGUCUGGGAGAGAUGGAGAAGAAUAGGAGUGCACUGGAAGACCUAAUCAAAAGGAGGGACCUGGAGAUCAGCAGUACCAGCUCCAAACUGGAAGCAGAAGAGGCCCUCAACAUUGGACUGCAGAGGAAGAGCAAGGAGCUACAGGCCCGCAUUGAGGAGCUGGAGGAGGAGCUGGAAGCAGAGCGGGCCAUGAGAGCCAAGGUUGAGAAGCAGAGGGCGGAUCUAACCAGAGAGCUGGAUGAUCUCACCGACCGACUGGAGGAAGCAGGAGGCGUCACUGCCUCACAGAUGGAGGUGAACAAGAAGCGAGAGGCUGAGCUGCUGCGUCUGAGGCGAGACCUGGAGGAGUCCUCUGUCCAGUCAGAAGCGCUGGCUGCAUCUCUGAGGAAACGGCACAGUGACGCCAUGGCAGAGCUGAGCGAGCAGUGUGAAGCCCUGCAGCGGGUCAGGGCCAAACUGGAGAAGGAGAAGCAGAUCCUGAGGAUGGAGGCGGACGAGCUGGCCGCGUCUCUGGACAGUCUGCAGAAAGCCAAGACGUCCUCAGAAAGCCAGAUGAAGAAGCUGGAGGAGCAGCUGUCAGAAGCCAACAGGAGAGGAGACGACCUGCAGAGAGCCCUGACUGAGCUCAGUGUGGCCAAGAACAGACUCACAGCUGAUAACGCAGAUGUGGGUCGGCAGAUGGAGGAGGCAGAGAGCAGAGCCAGCCAGCUGAGCCGCUCCAAGACUCUGCUCCAAUCCCAACUGGAAGAACUGAAGAAACAACUGGACGAGGAGGUCAAGUGUAAGCAGGCGGUUAGCAGCAGCCUGAGCUCAGUGCGGCAUGAGUGCGAGGUGCUGAAGGAGCAGCUGGAGGAGGAGCAGGAGAGCAAGCUGGAGCUGCAGCGUCUCGUCUCCAAACUCAACAGCGAGGUGACGCACUGGAGGACCAAACAGGAGUCCGACGCCAUCCAGCACGCCGACGAGCUGGAGGACACCAAGAAGAAGCUGGCAACCAGGCUUCAGGAGGCCGAGGAGGCCGUGGAAGCCACCCAAGCUAAAUGUUCUUCACUGGAGAAAACCAAACAGAGGUUGCAGGGGGAGGUCGAGGAGCUCUGUGUGGACCUGGAGAAGGCCAGCAGCUGCGGUCAGGCUCUGGAUAAGAAGCAGCGGAUCCUGGAGAAGCAGCUCGGAGACUGGAGGCAGAAGUGUGAGGAGCUGGUGGCCGAGGUGGAAGGAUGCCAGAAGGAGAGCAGGCAACACGCAAGCGAGCUCUUCAAGCUCAAGACAGCACAUGAGGAGUCUCUAGAGCAGCUGGAGGUCCUACGCAGGGAGAACAAGGCCUACCAGGAGGAGAUAACUGACCUUACAGACCAGCUCUCAGAUGGAGGUAAAAGUGUCCAUGAGCUCCAGAAAGCAAAGAAGAAGACUGAGAUGGAGAAAGAAGAGUUACAGGCCUCACUGGAAGAGUCUGAGGCGGCUUUGGAGGUUGAGGAGACCAAGGUGCUGAGGCUGCAGUUGGAGUUGUCUCAGGCUAAAGGAGACCUGGAACGCAGACUUCAGGAGAAGGAGGAAGAGAUAGAAGCAGCUAGAAAAAGCCACCAGAGGGCGCUGGAGUCCCUGCAAGCCAGUCUGGAUGUGGAGGUGAAAGGCAAAGCCGAGGGACUGAAGCUGAAGAAGAAACUGGAGGCUGACGUGAAUGAGCUGGAGCUGCAGGUGGACCUGCUCACCAAGAACAAUGCAGAGCUCAGCAAGAACAGCAAGAAGAUGCAGCAACAGAUUAAGGACCUGCAGGCUCAGUUGGAGGAGGAGGUGCGGAGCCACGAGGAGCGCAGGGAGGAGCAGGCGGCCAUGGAACGACGCUGCGCUCUAUUGGUCAGCGACGGGCAGGAGACUCGAGCAGCUCUGGAGAGCGCAGAGAGGGCCCGCAAGGCCCUGGAGACUGAGCUGCAUGAGACCAAUGAGAAAUACAGCGACCUCAACAACCAGUGCCAGUCGGCUCUGAGCGGCAGGAGGAAGCUUGAGGUGGAUCUCCAGACUCUGCAGCAGGAGCACGAGGAGCUGCAAGGAGAGCUGAGGGGACUCACAGACAAGGCCAAGAAGGCCGGCUGUGAGUUGGCGAGAGUCGGGGAGGAGCUGCGUCUGGAGCAGGAGCACACACUCCACCUGGAGAGAGUGAAGAAAGGGCUGGAGGCGCAGAUCAAAGACAUGAGCAGCAGGCUGGAUGAGGCCGAGCAGAUGGCUCUGAAAGGAGGCAAGAAGAUCAUCCAGAAGUUGGAGGGAAAGGUGAAGGAGCUGGAGCUGGAGCUGGACUCGGAGCAGAAGCGGCACGCCGAGUCGGUGAAGACGAUGCGGAAGAACGAGCGACGGCUGAAGGAGCUGCUCUUUCAGUCAGAGGAGGACCAGAAGAACCAGCAGAGGAUGCAGGAGCUGGUGGAGAGGCUGCAGAACAAGAUGAAGGCCUACAAGAGACAAGUGGAGGAGGCUGAGGAGCAAGCCAACAUGAACUUGGCGAAGUACAGGAAGACCGUCCACGAGCUGGAUGACGCUGAGGAGCGAGCUGACAUUGCUGAGUCAGCACUCACCAAGAUCAGGACCAAGAACAGAGGCAGCUUCGGCAAGGGUUACUCCUCUGGUUACAGCACUCCGUACCCCGGCCUGGUCAGGUCACCCAGCUCUGUGGGCUCAGAGGGCAGAGGGGAGAAGAUCCUCAACGACGACAACGAGUCUGUCAGCUCUCUCAUCCCAGCAUAUCUCGACUCCCUCAAGAAGCUCAUGAUUGACUAGAAACAGAGCUGAGACAGCAUCACCCUGGCUCUGAAGUCUUCUGAAGAAGUGCAGCAUGGUACAGUUAGAAGUUUGACAUCAGAGAGGCUGAAACUGCAGUUUCUCAAUACAUUCAGGUCAUAAAUAGACCCUUCUGUGUCACCUGUUUGUGUACAUUCCCUCUGAAUUUUUCUACAAUGUACUCAUUCCUUCCUCUGUUUGCUAUCACUGUCAGUCCAACACACCCUUAUAUCCACCUCAUUAUGUAAUAUUUGUAUGUAAAAACAGUUGAAUAUCAAAACUGUACUGUAAGUGUUCCAAAAUCACGCUUAAAGGUUCCUCUUCAUUAAAACCACUAGUUAGAAGCAAUUUUUAAGCCAUCAAAUAAUUGUGAAAAGCAUUAAUGAAUCAUUAAUUUGCAAUUGUAAAUAACAUAAUUAUUAGAUAUCAUUCAUCUAUUAGUCAUUACAGAAAUAUUUGAAGCUAUCAAUCUAAAGUAUACUCUAUUCACCAUUUGUAAAUGCAUGGUGUACCACAUACACUAGUCAAUAAAUGUUGGUUUUGCUCAUAUUGUGAAAUAAUAAAGACAAAAAAUAAAUAAACAACAAUUUUCAAUUUAAAUAUGCCUCAUCUACAUUAACGUUAAAAAAACAAAAUAGAAAAGCUAAACUUGCAGCUAACGCUAGCUAAAACAGAAGGCCUCAUCUGUACACUAACAUUAGUUAAAUGUUUCACAACUGCUACGGACUGGGGAGUAGAGGUAAUGUACUAAGUGAGCACCAUAUUCUGUAACUUUAAAGUACUUCUGCAUUUUAUAGCAUUUUCCAUUAAAUAGUACAGCAAAACAAUGAGGCUAGCAAAUGAUUUUAGGCAACAAAGCUAGGCUAGCAGGUUAGCCCAGACACCGAGGUUAGCAAGUUAGCUUUUGUUGAUUCCUGAUGGUGAUGCUCUGAAGAAAAUCAAAAAGCCCAAACACAACUUUUUACACUAAGCUAUAACCUACAUUUAAAUGUGUUACCAAUAUUUCUUACCUGCGAGCAAAACAUGUGAAAACGUUUAGAUGAAUACAGUCAGCGGCUAUCACAUGUAAGUUAACAGUCAAACCGGUUCAAACUGCUGAAGCUUGCUGUGUACAUCAAUUACAUUUGAGAGAUCUGUGUGGUGUCCUGUGGUAUAUCAACAAAUUAGAUAUAAAUUACAUGAAUUGAUUUACAUGUAUGAAUGACACGUUCAUCAUUAACAAAUGGCUUAUAAAUGACAUAACCAAUCAUUAUUACAAAGUCUUACCAAGUAAGAUAUGCAACAAGGUGCCAUUAAGAUAUGGGCUAUUAUCAAUAAUAAGAAAUAAUGUAUUUUACUUAAACUAUCUGAUAAAGUCCAAGUGUAUCUCUGUCUGUACUUUUAACCAUGUCUACCUGUAACAAGGCUUGGUCAAACCAUUUUAUUAUUGAAUGUGGAAAUGUGUUUUUUAUGAAAUAAAUUUUUCAAUUAUUAAA